AUGGAUCUGUCCCACCGGUUCUCAAAGAGAGAGCUGUCCCUGCUCUACGAGGAGGUCCUCUACACCAUUCGGCACCGCCUGGGACCUGAGCACCACCACAUCGCUGACACCCAGGAGCUCUAUGCCUACGUGCAAAAGGCUUUCGGCAUGGAUGCGGAGGAGCACAACACCAUUAUGCAGCAGGUCAAGGAACUGGAGAGUCCAAUUUUUUGCCUGAAAGCAACCGUGAAGGAAGCCAAAGGGAUUUUGGGUAAAGAUGUCAGUGGGCUGAGCGACCCGUACUGCCUGCUGGGCAUCGAGGCCAAGAGCCAGGAACUGUCCCACCCAGAGCACAAGAGGCGGAUGAAGGCUGUGGUCAAAGACCUCAUCCCCGAAGACCAGAUCCAUCGUACUCAAGUCAUAAACCAGACCCUCAGCCCAGUGUGGGAUGAGACCUUUAUCCUGGAGUUUGAAGACGUGGAGACAGCCAGCUUCCACCUGGACAUGUGGGACUCAGACGUGGUGGAGUCGGUGCGGCACAAGCUGGGGGAGCUGACGGACCUCCAUGGCCUCAAACGGAUCUUUAAAGAUGCUCGCAAAGACAAAGGGCAGGAUGAUUUCCUGGGGAACGUGGUCCUUCGCCUGAAGGACCUGCACUGCUGGGACGACCAGUGGUACCAGCUGGAGCCACGGACGGAGACAUACCCAAACCGAGGACAGUGUCAUUUACAGUUAUUGCUUUUAUGCUCUGUCUCUUCUCAGAGGGCCACCACGAGCAGCCGGACACAGCCAAGCUACACUGUCCAUCGCCACCUCCUGCAGCAGCUGGUGUCCUACGAGAUCCUUCAGCACCAGGCCGGCAGCAUCUCCUGGGACGGGGAGCUGAGCAGGCACGCCAGCACCGUGCUGUACCUGCACGCCACACAGAAGGAUCUCUCUGACUUCCACCAGGUCAUGGCGCAGUGGCUGGCGUACAGCAAGCUCUACCAGAGCCUGGAGUUCAACAGCAGCUGCCUGCUCCACCAGAUCACCAGCAUCGAGUACCAGUGGGUGCAGGGGCGCCUGAGGCCAGAGCAGACCGCGGUGCUGGCCGAGUCCUUCCAGUCCUUGCUGACUUAUGGGGUCUCCCUCCUCCGGAGGUACCGCAUCAUUUUCCCCCUCUCUGUCCCGAGGUCCACAGAGAGGCUCCAGUCCCUGCUCCGGGUCCUGCUCCAGAUGUGCAAAAUGAAGGCUUUCCGUGAGCUGUGCACGCUCAGCCCUGACCUCCCCCAGAUGGUCUCCACGGCGCUGAAGUCAGGCACUACGGAAUGGUUUCACAUGAAGAAGCAGCACCUCAAGCCCAUGGUGAAGAGCAUGGAGGAGAAUGGCAAAGCCUUGUCCAGACUCCUCCUGGAGGUGAUAGAAGAUCUCCAGCAGUGCCAGAAAAUCUGGAAUAAAUUCUUCAUCAACACUUUGAAGUUGAAUCUCUUCUCCAUUGCCUAUCUGGAGCUGGAGAGCCUGGUCGCGGAGCACGUCCAGGAGCAGCUGCGCGAGGUCGACAGCAGCAUGUCCAAACCCACGGCCGAGAGUCUCUUCCAGCUCUACAUGAACCUGCAGGAGCUGUAUAGGAUGAAGGACUUCCUCCCAAAGAGGGAUGGACCUCUGGGUCUGAGCAAUUUCCACCAGUGGUUGAAGGAAGCUGUGCCCCAGUGGCUGCAGAAGACCUACACCAUCGCACUGGAGAGGACCCAGAGAGCUGUUCAGAUGGACCAGCUGACGCCCUUUGGGGAGCACAACAAGCACAGCACGUCCACUGUUGACCUGUCCACCUGCUACGCCCAGAUAGUAAAGACCUGGCAGCAGCUCAACUGGCCAGACCCUGAGGAAGCAUUCAUGAUCAUGGUGAAGCUGGUGGAGGACAUGUGCAAAAUUGCCCUGAUGUACUGCCGGCUCAUCAAGGAGAGGGCUGAGGCUCUGUCACUAAGCGAGCAGAAUGAGGGCGAAGCAGCCAACAGGCUCUGCAUCGUGGUGAACAAUAUCAAGCAGCUGCGGCUGCUGGUCCUGAAGUUGCCAUCACAGCUGGACUGGGCACAGCUGGAGCAGCGCACAGGGGCCAUCAUCGACCGGCAGCAGAUCCAGCACACGCUGCACAACCAACUCGACAGCACCGUGUCCUGCCUGGACCAUGAGGUCCAGAGUGUGGUGCAAGCCCUGGCCACCAAGCUGGAAAAGGGCAUCGCCAGACACAUCCAGGAACUCUCAUCUUCCAAUGACACCCAAGAGCCCGAAGAUUCUGUCAUCCCACUCAUGAAGUUCCUGGAGUUGGAGCUGGAGUAUCUCAAUGAGCAUCUGGUUCAAGAGAACUUCAAAAGCCUCCUCGCUCUCCUCUGGCAGCACACCUUGGCCGUGCUAUCGGCAGCCGCGGGGCAGCAGGUGCCCUCAGCCCAGCACUACAAGAAGCUACACUGUGCCCUGAAGAGCCUGGAGCUGUGCUUCCAUGGCGACGGCUGUGGGCUGCCGCUGGAAACCCUGUACACUGAAGCCUUCCUGUCGCUGGAGACUCACCUGGCCCUCUGCUCUGCCACCAGCCGCAAACUCAUCCAGAAAUACUUCAGCAACAGGAUCCAGCAGCAGCUGGACGCCAGCUCGGAGAAGUACGGGGCUGUGACGAUCAAAGCUCUGUACCGCCCGUCGGAGCAGAAACUCCACGUGGAAGUGCUCAACGCCGUCAACCUCAUCCCACUGGACUCCAACG
This is a messenger RNA of Apaloderma vittatum (bar-tailed trogon), 2713 nucleotides long. RefSeq names its product protein unc-13 homolog D-like. NCBI's taxonomy places the organism in Eukaryota, Metazoa, Chordata, Aves, Trogoniformes, Trogonidae. The record is from RefSeq and is a predicted model, not a curated record.